CUGUCACGGAGUUGCGAGUUAACUUAUUAAAGCGAGCCACCCAUCGGGAGUCGCUCAGCAGAAGAUGGAGGAGGCAGGACGGGCGGACGCCCCGGGCGGCACAGCUUCAGCGGCCGCCACCGCCGCCUCGCGGGUUUGAGCUCCCCAAAGCGUUGCGCGUCAUGGGCUUUCUGGAGAACUACCAGGAGAUCGACCCGGUCACCCUCAACCUGUGCAUCCUGAUCGCCAGCUACGUCAUCCUGCUCUUGGUUUUCCUCAUCUCCUGUAUCAUGUACGACUGCCGUGGCAAGGACCCCACCAAGGAGUACGCGCCCGACCCGCAGCCCACUCAGUCGCCCAUCCGCCUGGUGGUCAUGCAGAGCUCCCCGGCUCCGGUGGCGCGCUGGGACGCGGCCAACAUGAUCACCACCUACCACGAGCCCUCGCACGCAGACUUUCGGGAGAAGAAGAGCACCAUGGUUUGAGCGCCCCUGCUCAAAACUUCUCCGUCCUCUUUUUUUCCUCACUUUUACCCCCAUUUUGCUUUGAAACCGGCCCGUGUCGAGCGGCGUCGUUAAGCGGCCGUGCACGUGAAAUCCCGCUCAAGGAUCCGCGGGCCAAAGCCGGCAGUCUGCUCUAAUGUCAGAUGUCACAACUGAUAAGGCGCGCGCUUGUUUUGACGCACUCUCUCAGCCUCGGGAUUAAG
Molecule: messenger RNA, 685 nt
Organism: Corythoichthys intestinalis (scribbled pipefish)
Lineage: Eukaryota; Metazoa; Chordata; Actinopteri; Syngnathiformes; Syngnathidae
Product: small integral membrane protein 36-like
Exons: 1
Coding region: 162-464 (100 amino acids)
Source: RefSeq, a predicted model, not a curated record